This is a messenger RNA of Clunio marinus, 963 nucleotides long. Lineage: Eukaryota; Metazoa; Arthropoda; Insecta; Diptera; Chironomidae. The record is from the annotation of a GenBank genome assembly.
AGUCGUUUUUAGUAAUUCAACGAUAUAACUUAACACUUCAUUAACUAGAAAUUAUUGAAGUACUCUAGAAUUUAAUUUAAUUUAUUAUUUGAAAAGGAAGUGAAAAUCGUCAAAAUAAAUUUAAGACAUAAUUUUACAAUACAUCUAUAACGUGAACUUGUGGAGUUAAACUUGAAGAUAAUUUUGUUGUAGAGGAUAAAACAAUGGAAAACUAUAGAUAUUCGAUAUUUUUUAUAUUCCUUGCAAUCAUAAGUAUCGUGAUUGGCCAAAAAUUUGUAGAACAAAGAAAAAAACUUAGAUUUCGUCCACCGAGCGAAUGGUUUGAAAAUAUGCAGCCAUCAAUGGAGCAGUCUCCAAAUUAUUUUGAGCAAAGUGAUCAACCAGCACCUGACAUUCAAUUCCAAGAUGUGUAUGUAGAUGACUUUGAAGCUGAAACGGAUCCUCAGAAUGGUGGCUUGAAAGUUGUUCGUCACCCUAGCAUGGAGGUAGCGCAUUUUCAAUCACUUUGCCCAACAAGAAAAACUGAUGUAUUCUUAGACAAUGACUCUGAAUAUGAAUACCGACCAUCCUCUUACGAAGAAGCUCAUAUCCAUAUGGAAGAAGUGAAUUUAUGCAUCAACGCAAUAAAUUGCAUUCAACGCAAUAGAACCAUAUUUUUAACCCGACGUGCUUUUGGAACCGAUUGCUGGAAAGUAGAAACAAGAGUCAUUCCAUUUGGUUGUGAAUGCAUGUGGCCAAAGCAUCAUAAAGGUGAAAUCUUAAUCCAUCACUAAAAUACCAAAAGAAGAAAAGUGACAAAAAAAGGAUAUCAGACUCCAUUAGUUUUUCCAUCUCCAAAAUUAUUCUAGUCAAUUGUAUUGAUAAAUAUAAAUGUUCAUAUUUUUGUUUAUGUGUUAUGUCAAACAUUUAAUGAGAAAAAUAAAACAAAGAUCAUAUGUAACUUUGAUCAUAAAAAUAAAAGCG